GCCAAUGCCUGUCGGAAACGAUCAAUUGGAUAACAUCUCUUUACGUCUAAAUAUGUAGAAGCCACCAAGCAGAUUGCGAGCACCUUUCAGGUUAGCACUACUGUCUAUGCGCUCUUUGGACUCGCUUAAAAACCUAAGACCCAAUCGGCGUUAGUCCGAGCUCGCAUACGAGGUCAUCUCCCUUGCAUGCAUUGUUGCAAUUGCGAUUGGUUGCGCAUGUCGUGAAUGUCUCGCCAUGUCAACACUCGUGCUGGGGAGCAUUCCCGCGGGCUUCUCGCCCACCAUCGUUCAGUUGAUCAUAUUUUGUGCAUUUUCCGGUGCCGGCGGUGAAGCCAUUGUGAGCUUCGGGCAGAUUGUCAUUUCGGAUUUGGUGACGCUUCGUGAGAGGUGCGUGCAGCCUAACCUGACGAGGUGGCCUCUUCCGGCGCUGAUAUGUUGGACUGCUCAAAGAGAAAAAUAUCAAGGCAUCAUCAUGUCGUCGUCGCAUCCGGCUUUGCGAUUGGACCCCUCAUUGGCGGUGUCCUGGCGCGGAAGCUGGCAUCUUAGUGCCACUUUCCUGAGUAAUGAUAGUCGUCCGCGAUCAUCUCUGGACAGCCUUUCUUUUAACGCCGAAUCAUUGCGAAGCUAGCAAGGCGUUCGGUAGCAUCUACGGAUUGUACGAUCGUAGUCGUUAUCAGGACGUAAUGAGGCUGUCAUACUCACCUUUUGUGUACUCGGCGGCGGCGUAGGGACUUAAAAUCCUGGUGUCUGCAUACUGCCCUCA
Laetiporus sulphureus 93-53 is the source of this 763-nucleotide messenger RNA. RefSeq lists its product as uncharacterized. The transcript has a single exon. NCBI's taxonomy places the organism in Eukaryota, Fungi, Basidiomycota, Agaricomycetes, Polyporales, Laetiporaceae. The record is from RefSeq and is a predicted model, not a curated record. The coding region runs from base 236 to 628 and encodes 130 amino acids.